GGAGAGCCCCGGGUCCCUCCCCCGGGCGGGCGGGGCCGGCGCGGCCGAGGCAGCGCGGCCGGAGUGCCGCCUGUCCCUCGGCAGGGCCCCGGCAGGUCGCGGUGCUUCUUACUCUCACCGUCGCUCGCCCCCUGCGGCCGCAGGGAAGGUAGAGCUACCGGCGCUCGGCCGGGUCGGGGGCGCUGACUGCGGCUCCGGGGCGGGGCGGCCCGGGGAGGAGGCGGGUCCCCCUUACCCCGCCUUGGGCUCCCCGCCUCGGCCGCCCUGGCUGUGGCCCCUGCGGCGGGCGGGCAUGUCCGCGGCGCAGGUGUCGGAGCAGCGGGGCUGGAGAGCGGCGGAGGAGCCCCGGCGGCCCGAGUCGGGCUCGCCCCGCGGGGAGGAGGCGGCGGAGGAGGGCGGCCGGAGCAGGGAAGCCCUGGCGCCCAAGGAGAACGCGUGGACGCGGCGCAGAGCCCGGCGGGACAGCCCGUCCCCGCCCGCGGGGGCGGACGGGCGGCUCGGACCGCCGGAACCAGAACUAAAAAAUUCCACUAUAGUUAUAAAAGCGGCAAAACCCCGGACAAGGAAAUGCAGCAAGGCUGAUGAUUUUGGUGAUAUCAUGAACUGGCCAACACCAAGCGAAAUAGCAAACAAUGAAUGUAAGACUGUAAGUCACAGUAAGAAGUCAACAAAUAGAAGAGAAAAGGAGGAGAAAUCUGAUCAAAAAAGCAAUAAUGGAAUCAAGGACAAUCCAGAGGCAAAGCCAGAUGGUCUGGCAGAUAACACUAGUGAAGAUGAAGCUCACACGAACAACCAAAGGAAAAAAGGUAACAAGCAGAAAUGGGUGCCACUUCAUUUGGACGAUGUAAGGUCAGGCAGCCAAGAAAGACCAGGCUCUCGAACGAGCUCCAGAUUUCUGCUGGAAACAAACAAGUCAAUACCUCAUAACAACAGACGGAAUGAAGCAAGAAAUUGGCGUCGUGAUAGAGAAAAGAGAGACGACCACGAUGAUGUGUGCAGCGUGAGGAGUGAAGGUGGCAGCAUCCGAGGAUUCUCCAGAGGCAGAGGAAAAGGGAGAGGCAGAGGAAGAGGGAGAGGCAGAGGAAACCCUAGCAUGAACUUUGAGUAUUCAGUUGGUUAUCAAGAACUGUAUGGUGAAGGAAUUGACCAAGUAUUCCAGCCUGAGCUUAACAGUGGUGUGAUGUAUUACUAUGGUGAUGGAACAGGAGUGCAGAUGUAUUCUGUGGAUGAAGCACUUCUCAAGGAAUAUAUAAAACACCAAAUUGAGUAUUAUUUCAGCACAGAAAAUUUGGAAAGAGACUUCUUUCUGAGGAGAAAGAUGGACCAACAAGGAUUUCUGCCUGUUUCAUUGAUCGCCAGCUUCCGUCGGAUGCAAGCUCUGACUACAAAUGCUGCACUCAUUUUGGAGGCCCUAAAGGACAGCACAGAAGUUGAAACUGUGGAUCAGAGACUAAGAAAAAGGGUUGAUCCAGAAAAGUGGCCAAUUCCAGGUCCUCCUUCAUGCAGCCUGCCUCCAACUGACUUUUCUCAGCUCAUCAAUUGUCCAGAAUUCAUACCAGGACAAAUUUUUGGCUCACAUGCAGAGUCUGCACCGAGUUCUCCAAGAAUGGGAAGCCCACUGAGUCCAAAGGAAAACACUGAAAUAAGUAAUUUUCAGACAAUGUCUAAAGGACUGUCUACAAGUUUGCCCGAUUUGGACUCGGAACCUUGGAUAGAAGUGAAGAAGAGGCAUCGGGCAUCCACAGUCAAACUAAAGGAAACUGUUCCUAUACCUGACCAAACAGCAGAUCAACACAAACCACCCCCACCUCCAGAAGAACAAGAACAAGAAGAACUUGAGUUUUUGUUUGAUGAAGAGAUGGAACAAAUUCAGGAGCAGAAGAAUAAAUUUACUGAUUGGUCAGACAGCGAUUCUGAUUAUGAAAUUGAUGAUCAGGACGUAAACAAGAUUUUGAUUGUAACACAGACACCACCAUAUUUGAAAAAACAUCCUUGUGGAGACAAUACUGGAAACCACGUGUGCCGUGCAAAAAUUACAUCAGAACUUGCUAAAGUCAUUAAUGACGGCUUGUACUAUUAUGAACAGGAUUUGUGGAUGGAUCAGAGUGAAAAUGAUGCCACGAUGAAGCAAGAGAUUGAGAACUUUAAGAAGCUAAACCUCAUUAGUAAGGAAGAAUUUGUUAUUCUUGCACCAGAAAUGGCUGGUCUAACCCAAGAAGUUCCUCCUGGACCUCCAGGGUUACAGAAAGCAAAAGAACUGACUUGUAGCAUCCUAAGUUUUGAAGUACCUCCAAAAGCAGGAAUAGCUCGAUCACUGCCAACAGCAGUUCCAGAUUCCCACCAUUUUCACCCUGGCUUGAUCCCGCGAACACCUCGCACCCCAAGGCUACAGGAUCCCAAAAAAACACCCAGGUUCUACCCUGUUGUUAAACAAGCACGAUCCUUUGAUAUAAAGACUCCUAGAAAAAGAAAAACACGCCACAGUACAAAUCCUCCCUUAGAAUGCCACGUUGGUUGGGUGAUGGAUUCCAAGGACCACAGGCCUAGAACAUCCUCUCUGAGCAGUUCCAAUGCCUCGCCUUCAGAAGGAGCUCCACUAGCAGGUUAUGGCUGUACCCCAAAUUCUCUUCCAAAAUUUCAGCACCCUUCUCAUGAACUGUUAAAGGAAAAUGGCUUUACUCAACAGGUGUACCACAAAUACCGGCGAAAGUGUUUAAUGGAGAGGAAACGGUUGGGGAUUGGCCAGUCCCAAGAAAUGAACACACUUUUUCGUUUCUGGUCCUUUUUUUUGAGAGAUCACUUCAACAAGAAAAUGUAUGAAGAAUUCAAACAACUUGCUCUAGGGGAUGCAAAAGAACACUGCAGGUAUGGCUUGGAAUGCUUGUUUAGAUUUUACAGCUAUGGCCUGGAAAAGAAAUUCAGACAAGAAAUAUUUGAGGAUUUCCAAGAAGAAACAAAGAGGGACUAUGAAGCUGGUCAGCUGUAUGGACUGGAAAAAUUUUGGGCUUACCUAAAAUACUCUCAGUACAAGACUCCAGCCAUUGACCCUAAACUGCAAGAAUACCUGAGUAAAUUUAAGAGACUGGAGGACUUCAGAGUGGAGCCUCCUAUUAGUGAAGAAUCUGGCAGAAAGAGACCAGUUGCUGCAACAGAUGAGGAUUCAGGUCAUCGCAGACAUCAGUCUCAUUCUUCUAAAAUACUUCCUGCCACUAAACCCACCACUCCCUGUCAGUCCCAGGCACUGGGAAGCAUUACCAGUGGGAAUACUGUGCGAGCGUCCACGAGCUAUAGCAAUGCUGCCAUGAAAUCCAUAGAAAGUGAUAUACCAGAAAAAUAGACUUUGGAUGAGCCCAUGCUCUUGAGAAUCAACCUUGACAUCACUCUCUUAAUUUGGAGAUCUUCUAGGCGAGCCAAUCUACUACAUGAUUAAAAACGUAUGGAAUGACAAAGAAUUGGAUUCUCUUUUUCACAGGAUGUAGUUCCAAAACACUUGCCCUAGGAGAGUUGCUCUUGGUUAUGGGAUCAUCGGAAGGAUCCUAGGGGAAGAUUCUUUGGCUUCAGUAUUGCUUUUCUCAAGCUUUUGUUUACAAAGAACUGCAUUCCUUGCAUAUGCAAAAAAUACUUUGGGGGAUGCCUUACAUUUCAGCUCAGAUUUCUUAAAAAAGGUAACAACCAUGUUAUUUACUGUGCUUUCCUUACUCAGAUUUCCCCAUCAUUUGUAUUUUACCAAAGCAAAAAAGAUUACGUUAUAUGUAGAAUAUUAAAUGGAAAGGAGGGCAUCUCUGUGAUUGGUUUACUUUUGAAUCUAACUAUCAAAAAGGAUGUUUUUGUGCAAAAGCACUUGAGAACACGCAGCUAUAUAUGAAACUGCAUUUCUGGAUUCUGUUUAAAGAUAUAGUUUCUGGUUUUUUCAGGGUCUCCAUAGUUGGCAUUUUAUUAAUUAUGCAGUUUGAGUGGAUAUAACUGGGAUAGUUUUGCAGAUAUUUCCUUCAGUACUAGUUCUUUAAUAACUCAAGGAACAAAAAACUACAGGGGAAAAUUGAGCUUUUGAUUUCACAGAGUCUUAAAUUAACAUUCACCUACAUUUUGUGCAGGUUGUUAAAAUAGCAAACUAUUCAGAUUAUUCUGGGCUUGAGAGGUGUCUUCAUUUGAAUUCUCUUAUGAACUCCAAUAGGAGAGGCAUCAUUUUUAAUUUUUUUUUUCUCCAUAUUUCAAGUAAUAAUUAGUUCGGAGGGAAACGAAGUAUUUCUUGUAAAUUUUAUUUGCUUUAUUUUGCAGUAUCUGAAUUAAGUUCUGCUUAAAUUGUGCUAGCUAAGCCUAAAUGAUUUCAAACAGGUCUAAAGACAAUUCACUGAAUGUAAGUUAUUCAAAUACAAGUCCAUUUUUAUAGCUGAAAGAUGGGGAUGUUUACAUGUGUUACUAACUUCAUUGCUUUGUUUUUAAAGACUCAGAAAGAACGAAGAGGAUAACUUACCUCUUCCAGGGGUAGGUGAGAGGAAUUCCAGCUUUUGGUUAGUUAACUGCAGAAAUCACUCCAGUUAACUUUAAAGUUAAAAAGUUCUGUCUAGCACAGAUGCCUUAAUCUGACUGCACAGCUAUGGAUGGGGUUUUAUUAUAGCAAGACUGUUAAUUUUUCAGUCUUUGUCUCGUGAAUCUCACUGAAACAAAUGAUGGAUGUUUGCAUUGAAAGGAAUGGGUGGCAGCAGUGACCUUUCUACAGUUUCUACCAUUUCAAUACAAAAUCCAGCCUUUUGUCAGUGGCCUGUUUCUAAAUAAAUUUAAACAAACACAUCCCAAGAUUAUAAGUAAAUAUCCUACAAAUAUGCUGAAGUGACACAUCUCAAUCCCAUGUUUGAUCCAUGCCUUUUGCUAUCCAUGAAAAUGAUGCAAAUGUAAAUUUGGAUUGAAAUUGUAUAUACAAGUAAUAAAUUUAAGAUAUUUCCUUUCACUUUUUCAUUGGAAAAUGUGCAGAUUAAGCUUUUAGUGUGUGUAAUUUUGUGAUUAUCCUCAAAUAUUUUAUAAAAACAACAAAAAAAUCCUAAUGUUGUAUAUCAACUAGUGUUGUAUAUCAACUUCCCCCCCCCCAAAGUAUGAAGAAAAACAACUUGAAAGAGUGUAAGGGUGUAGAUUUGCACAGGAAUUUCUGGUGCACUGAGGUAUUGUGGAAACCCAGCCUGUUAAGGGGUGAAGUGGUUCUUGGGAUGUGAGCCAGCUUUCUUCAAGUUCAGUAUUGAUUUGUUUUUGCCACAUGACUGGGUAUUUUCAAAAAAACCACUACAGGUGAGUAAUAAGUAUGGUGGAAAGCAAAGAGAGAGAAUACUUUACCUGAGAGAAUGAAUACUUUACCUGCUGCCCUCUAGAAUUGCUUAGAUAGUGUCCCUUUAGUGGGGUGGACAAAAACACCACCCAAGUCCAUCCACAACUCUGGCUGCCUUCCAGGAAUGCCCCUUUCACUUCCCAUGGGCUUGAAUCUUCCUCUUCUUUCCUUGCAGAGAGGUGGGAAAUACAAUACUUACAUUGCUGCUUGUUUCUCUAUCUGGCUUCACGUGGUUAAUCCCUUCUCAGUAACUGAUGUACCUUGUUGCAAGGCCAUAAAUUUGUCUCUGAACCUGCGUGUGUAUCCAGCAUGCCUUCUGAUGCCUUUUAGGUCCAUUUAAUCCAACCUUGAGUGGUUGUAUUCUGUCAGUGGUCUAUUACUGAACACUCAGCAGGUCUUGGACCUUUCCUUGUCUAAAAAUUCUCCCAUGAAGACUUUCUAGAUUUGUCUUCGUUUCUUCUGUUGAGAAAUGACCAUACCAAUACUUCAAAACACUAUCCAGCCUUAAACUCAGGAAGAUUCCUGUCAUGCUCUAUAAAAGGGAAGGGAAAACUCAAGCUGGCUCUUGUUCCUGAUGAAGACUAGAUAUUUUCCUAUAAUGAGCAGCAGUAGCCUGGUCUGUGUGACUUAUGCUCCUGAAGUGCAACAGGGAUUUGGAUUUCUGGGGGAGAUAAAGCAUUAGAAUGAAUGGAAAACAGUUUGUAUUCACAGCAGCCUCUACUGUGCAGCCUUUGCUUCAGGCACUGCUGAGGUGACAAAUGACACUGCCUUGGCUCCAGGUAGAGGAGACUGAGCAUAGCCAAUGAUCUUUUCCUGAUAAAUCCCAGAGCUAUAUUAGGCUUGCUUGACCUGUUGUCUUAAGGGCUUUCUUCCCUGCUGUCUUCAGCCUCUGUGCUUUUGGGGUUUCAGGGAAACAACCCUUCACCUGUAUUUGAGCCAACCUUGGCACACAGGUUCUAUCAAAGCAACCUUAAACCCAGUCUGUGAGCACCUCUUAGGAAACAUUCACCUUUAACUGUAAUUAGAAGCCAGUAGAAAGAUUUAGUAGUAACAUUCAUACCUAAUUAUUUAUUUGCUUUCCAUAUGUAAGUAAGCCUUCAAGGCUUCCUUAACUUGUGUUAAGGAGGAAAGGAAUAAAUAGCCAAAUCUUUUGUACUGUUCUACACAGAGGAAUAGUAUCUUUUCCUAGAGGAAAUAAACCCCCACAAACUCUUACUGUAUUAUCAAAGAGACUCAAACAAAGCCUAUGCAAGGUUUAACUGUUCCCUGACCUUUGCAAUGAAGACAGUAAAAUCAAACUGAUUUUGCAGGAAGAAAAGUAAGGUUAGAAUAUAGCUUAGAACUAAGAUAUUUAAAGUGAAGCAAAAUCAGCAGAGUGCCAAACUGAUUUUAGAUUCUGUGUCCAACCCUGAAGGAUAGAAAACUUAAACCUCAGCCAAGGAAAAGUAGAUCUAGCUCAGUAAAAAGAUACAAACAAGUACAAGCAUGUGAAAAGAUAAUUCUGUAGUCCUUACUGGAAAUUCAAGAUGUUCAGAUCAAGUAACAACAUGGUAAAUUUUUAUUUAAAAUCAAGAAGGUUUAAAAAUAUAUUUCCUGCCAUAAUGCAGCAUUUUUGGGAAGCGGCGUACAACUGAGGCAGAAGUGUCAAAACAAACAAUGGUUCAAACUAGUUUAACACUAAGUCUAGCCCAGGAAAACAAGUCAUAUAUUUAACUGAAAAUGUAUUUUGUUCCUAUGGAUCAUGAGAAAUUCUCCCUUCCAGACCCUCAUGUUGCUUAAACAAAAGUUAACAGAGUCAGUACUAACCUUCCCAGCAUUUUACUUAACAGUGAAUUUUGACCAAGUGAUUGACACAAAUGUUCCAAGGAUGAACACCUCCAUCAAAUUAUUAUAGCAGCUGCACUGAAGGUUAGAUAAAUCUGACAUUAUUCUCAAUUAUGCUUUAUAUAUGUCGACUUUUUAUAUAUAUUACUCUGUGCUUUAAAGCACUUUUUUUUUUUAGAUUAUCAGCUUUAGAUCACUACUGACUUUGUAUGUAGGACGGAUGAUGGUAAUUUAAAUCCACUAGACAUCAAAAUACAGAAUUAAGUCUACGCAACAUUCUGCUGCCAUGGAAUAAGUUUUGUAUUCCUCAGAGUUACCAUUAAGAUGUUUUAAAACAAAACUCAUGCUUUACCCAUCUUGUUCAGCCAAUCCUAAAAGUUAAAUUUUAAGCAUUAUGCUUUUACAACAUUUUUUAAGAAACAGCAGAAGGGCAUGUAACUACCUUUCUUUCUCUAGUAGGAAGCUAGUACAUCAAGCAGAUAUAAGCAUGAUGAACAGCUAAUGCUAUGCCAGAUGUAGCAAUACUAAUGGCUGUAAUGAGUGAAGAGCAGAGAAAUUGACAGUGUUAAGAACCUCCAGCCAUGACUUUGUAUGGUAGAAGCUGUACCAUGUAUGUGUAUUUUCAUGUGUAUUUUACCAAAUACAAUGCAGAAAAAAGUAUUUAUCUGAUUGUCCUAUGAGAUAGUUGGGUAAGCUGCCUUUUCCUGCUCCACAAGUAGACAAUCUGGAUGCCAUGAUGAAAUGCAACAGCUAAAAGUGAAAGGCAUACUGUAAUUGUAGGGUAAAACCUUUUAUAGUGAGAUUUAGUUAAAAGAAAAAAACUUUCUAGUGAAGCGUCCAGAUAUAGAACUGGUGUUUCAUUACUCCUAGCCCCUGUCCUAUGGAAGGAAGCUUUUAUUUAUAUUAUUAGUUUCCACUGUUCCAUCUAAACCACAUAUUUCUGUGGUUAGUUACAGCAGCAUGCCCAGCAUUUCAGCAGAGUUAGAUGAUUAGCAGACACUCAAUCCAAGCCUGGAUAUUGUACUAUUGCUCAGCUUAUAACGAUGUGACCCAAGCCAAAGCCAGUGCUUACUGAAUUCACACCUCUCAGAACUGUCCAGCCUGAACAGGACGCUGCAGCCAUAACUUUAUGGAGAAAGACCUCUACUUCUGUUACUUCUUCCAUGCUAAAACUAUUCUAUUCCAAGGCUGGAUAUGCAAGCAACAGCAUUCAAUCUGCCUUCUAGGACACUUGAGUUACACGAUUCAAUAGAGGAGGUUUUGUUUAUUUGUUUCAUUUACAUCAAUAUAAAUCUCUUUCAGUCAAAUAGGAAUAAAAAAGUAGUCAACUCUGGAAUUUCACAGUUUACAAUUCCACAGAAUGUGUAUAUAUAUAAAUUGUUACUGUAGACUUAUUACAGGUGAAAUCUGCAGAGGUACACAGACAUAAGCCACAAAGCUGCUGUUCUUGUCCUAUUAAUGCCAUGAGACAUAUUCCUCGUACUGUACAUUACACUGAGUUUCUAAAAUGCUUUAUUUACAUUACUUCUUUUUCCCCACCACAAAUGCAUUGGCAUAGGUUUACUCUCUUAAAUACAGCUUACCUGAGUAAGUCCUCAAGAUUCCUCAACAGGGAAAACAACUAGACAAAGAGCAGUAUUAAUAGUGAUGGAUGCUUCACAUAUCCAAGAUUUCUUCCCCUUUGUAUUUCAUCAUUUCCAGCUCUGCUUAACAGCUACUAUAUAAAGUCUGACAGCACAUGUGGUAUUGUACAUGCUUUAUUAAAAUGGUACUUGUAUUUACAAUAUCUGCAGAAACAAUCCCUCCCACAUCUUGCAUUCAGACAGACACACACACAGACACACGCGCGCAACGCCCCUUCGUUCUACAGGGGUGUGAAGGCUAUGCUCCCAAAAGUUAGGCAGCUUCUGGAAAAGGAGGAAGGGUGACUUUUUUGUGUGUUUGUAAUUCAUUAAAAAGAAGCAUGGGAGUAUGCAUUUGGCCAUCACAAUGCUAAUUUAAGUAUAUGUAGUAUUAACAUAUGGCAGUAACACUGAGUAUUCCUCUUUUACAUUCUAUACACAGAAUGACAUCAAGGCUUUCCAGUCAACAGAACAUUCCAACUUCAGUCUCAAUGCUGCUUGUAGUGACUAUGAAACCGCAAUUUGGGGGCUGUCCCUUAAAACAAUUCAAGUCUAUGUAAGCGAAAUAAGGCACAAUUAAUAUUUGAUUUGAUUUAGAGGAUGGGAAAAGGGGGGAGAGGCAGGCUUCAGAUAGUAGUUGUUGCAGAGGAAAUGGUUUUAUCCAAUCCUUCUGAGAAAAGGAUGAACUUUAUCCCCAUCCUAAUCUACAUGGACUUCUCUUAGAGAACUGAAGUAUUCUGCUGAGGCCACUAACGCCCACAUACAAAACAAAAUUGGAAAUUCACAUUUUAGCACCAGCUUCAGUAGUCUAACCUACUGCUGCUGAUGUGCAUGAGUACAUCUUUAAUGCUAGAGGAGAAACACACGACACAAGAUUCAACCCUUCCUCUGAGCUUGAAGACUCACAUCUUUUAGAGAACUUGUAAGAUAUACUACUUGAAGGCUUCAGCUUACUGAUAAAAAGGAAUAGCAUUUUUGCCUUUAAAUCCCUGGCCCCUCUUCCCUAACGAAGCCUAACCAGACAUUACAAAUAAACUGCAACAAAAAAUUUGGCAGCACAAAGAAUGUCUAGUAUUCAAAUCUUCACUUGUGAGUAUAUCCUUAUACAAAACCUGUUGAAUGUUUUUCGCAGCAGAUGAACUGUACCCAAAGAUGCAGGACAUUCUGUGAUGGGGAUAAGAGGUUGCAGUUCCGAAGGCCCCUGACUUUGGUUGUUUACAAAGUUCAUUCCUGUUUAGUGUGAUCCUUGGUAUCUUCCUCAUCUGUGUAUUCUGAUGGUUCUUCCCCUGGUUUUAGGAGUCUACCUACGUAGUCAUAUUUUUCUGAAAGAGAGUUAUGAUUCCAUUACAAUCAAAUACAGCUGCAUUUGCUUGUUAGCAUGGACUACUGCAAAUUCACUUUCUCUUACACACUACAGUUCUUAACCUGAAUCACUGGAAUUGGUGGUAAUUUAGCAGCAAGCUCAGCCUCCCAAACCAUUCUUUCUACUACUGCUGCUCCCUUCCUUCUCUAACUGUGAGUACUUUGUUUCUGUUCUCCCGCAGCUGAUCAGGCAAAGCUUUGUCACUCAAGGGCUGAAAUUGCUGCUCUUCAGUCCCUCAGCCUGUUUUGAUUUCAGUCAGUGUGAAAAAUGACUCUUCCUCCCUCCUGAGACAUAUUUGUCAGAAAUUAUUUCAAGACAAACUUGUUCAACCCUUUAUGCUAAAACAGUCUUUAGUCCUAAUUAUAAUUCCAUGGCACCCAAAGCCAACAACCUGCAAGCAGGAGUUCCAUCAGCUAAGCUGAUGAGAUUUGAGAGUGAAAUUCUGUUCUGAAGAGCUAAGAGAACAGUUUUCUUGUAUAAAACUAAAAAGUUGAAAGAGAUUUAGUAAGAUAUAGUGAAAGGCUCUCUACGGAAGAAAGGCCUGAAUUCCCUGGUCUUUUCUUAACGAAGUUACAUUGCAUUAAUGAUAUUAUUGUCAACAUCUCUUUAAAAGCUUCCCAAGCCCAAAUCAGUCAUUUUUAUUAAAAGCAUUUCCUUAAGCUAAAGAUGUGCUGCUAAUUUGAGAAUUUACCUUUAAACUGCAUUUCCCACUCUCUUACACUUUCCAUCUGUACAGCAUUUAAGUCCGAUAGGUCAUCGUAUUCAUCUCUGAGUGCAUCUUUAUCUAGACAGAAAGUUGCUAGUCCCCUGGAGGCAUCUCUGCCAGCAAAUAUUCCAUAUGGACCCUCUGAAAACAAAAAGACAAAAUUGAUGCCUUCAAGUCUUUGUUUAUGAUAACCAAAUCUCUGUUCUUUACAUUGUCUGCCCAAGCCAUAAAUUAAAAUUCUGCAGUGACUGGAACAGCAGCAGUUUCAAUGCCAUGGCUGUUCGACAUUCAACAGCACUGCAAUUCAAUCUUUAAUGUCACUGGGAGAUAAAGUCUGCUGAGAGAAGCAGAACCAGGAAAAUAACUUUAAAGGGAUAUCUGGAAAAAUCCCUGUCAGUUGAUGCACGUCAGUGGAUGCAAAUUCCAAAGGGACCAGAGGCUGGAAUUCAAAAGAAAUGCACUUACUUCUAUUAAACAAAACAUUGGGUAUUUACAAGUCAGGCAUUAGCAGAACCAAACUCUAUAGACAUCUUAAUUAGAAAGUCAUUAUUAUAAAUAAAUAUAACUUAAGACUGCUAGUUAAUAAUUUCACUUAACUUAUAGAACCACAAGAACUUUCUACAUCUUUUGGGACAUUUCUUACUUCUGUGGAAAUCUCCUCACUUACUUUGGGCAGCAGAUCCUCCAUAUCCCUAUCCUGUACUGCUCUUGAAAACAGCACAAAUUGUCACGUUAAGAAUAUAAAGCAACUACUUCUUCUGUACUUUUUGACUAAUGCAAAGCAGCACAAAUAUGCCAAUAAAAUUUUGAGCAAUGACUAAAAUAAGUAUUAUUACUAAGAGAACUGGAUGAUUUGCAAACUAACAACUUUCAGGAUAAGGUUGGUAACUGGCUUUCCCAAAUUUUAAUUAAUGGAAAAGACUUUAAGCAUAUGUUAAAUUUUCUUGACCUAAAACCAAAUACCUUAAUUCAGAUCAGUUCAAACAAACAAACAAAAAAAAACCCCACAACCAAAAAGCAAACCAAAAAACCCCACCCACUUUAAAGUUUUCUGCACUAACUGCAGCAGCUGAGCACCAGGGAGAUGCCCAAGGCUUGCUACAGAGUGGUUGCUACUUGAAGAUAAAUAGGCCAGGACCCUUCUCUGGCUUACCUCUCGACAGUGGCCGUCAGCCUGAAGGCAGCACCCAUGGGCAAGAAUGAACACAAGCAAGUGGCAACACACUGUCCUUCACCCCCUCUAUUGCCUGCUGGAGCACCUCAGACCUCUUCUGCACCAGGACGAGCCACGGGAAAUCAAUCCAAGAGGCUGGUUUCCUCCCAGGCCGCUUGCUCCAGCCACCACACCUAUCUGCUCUUGCAGGGCAUUGACUUCGGGGUUCAGACAGAGGCUGAAUGCAGCAGGAAGAAUUCCUGAGGCAAGGAACCCGAGUACCAUAUGGAUUAGAAGAAACUACGUCCUCACCAGAACUGGUGUCGUCUCUCCACCCCGGAGUGCUUGGCAUUGUAAGCUGCUUACAGUCAGACCUGAGAACAGAAGGGUGUCUUGUGUGCCAAAGACAAUUCCCUUGUCUCUCUGGAAAUAAACCAACUGAUUUAAAAGCAAAAUUCCACAAAAAGGAGGUAUUGGAGAAUGAACUAUCAACUGAAAGUUUGCACUGUACCAAUCUGGCCAUAAGAGACAAUCAUAAUGAUCAACAGCAUGAUGUGCUCAUCCUUUUAGAUAUUUAGCUCCAGGAAUGACAUUCACAAAAACUACCUUUGGAAUCAGAAACUACAUUUAGAGUACUAAAGAGAAAAAAAGGCAAGAGGGCUAGUGAACUCUAUCUUUCCUAUUGGCAUCCUGAAUUAGAUGUUUAUUUGCAAAACAGGAUUUAGAGACUGACAUAAACCCUGUACAAAUGCAUUUUGCAUACUCAGUCACUUCCCACAGAACAGGCUAAGACGCAGUGAUGCCUAUCAUCUGCAACACAACAGUUUCUUCAAACAAGAAGUCUUGCUUCACUCAAAAUAGCAAUCAUUCAAGUGAUCUAGUUUUUUAUGUUCUGCAUGAAGAACUGGAGCUAUAAACAGCUCUUACAAACACCACAGUCAGUAAAGCUUUAAGAGCAAUUGUAUGUUACUUAAUGUCCCCACCAACAGUAUUUUGUCCCCAGUUUUUCCUUUCUCUGAAGUGUUUCAAGCAAAUAUUGCCAUAAAUCCUACUAUUUGGAUAAUGCGUUAUCUAAAUUCUGACUAACCAGAGAGUAGCACACUGCUACCCUUCUCUUCUACCCUGCAUUUAGUGGUUUGUGGAGUUUUACAGCACCUGCUGAGAUGCCACCUCUUGGUCAACCAGCUUGAUUACAAUUAUUUCUAUUAAAAAGAGAAUGACAUAUUUAUCAGUAUCACAUUUAUCAGCACUGAACACCCUUAUAUCUCAAUAAUACACUUAACUGAAAGCAUGAAAGCUUUUAGAAUGUAUCAGCUUGCAGUAAGAUUAAUGGAGGCAAAAUUUCUGCCAAUAUCUUUUAAUAUCUUUUAAAUAUCUCAUAUGCUAUUACACCAAUUUUUUUUUCUUUUCUGAAACUGGAUCUAAACAUUCCAGAUUGUUACUACAGAAGUAUUCAGAAGUCACAGAGAAACCAUCGAGCCAUGUCCAAGCACUCAAUGGAAUGCUAACUUGUAAAAAUCAGCCUUUGGAUUUGGUAGACAGUAUCUCAAAUUCCAGCUCUGUAAAUGUAACUUAGAAAUGUGUCCCAUCCUUUACUAAAAGGUAAAUAUUGAAUUAUGAUUAUUAAAAUAUUGAAUUGUGAUUAUUAAAAUAUUGAAUUAUGAUUAUUAAAAAAUGGUGCAAGCUUGGCUUCACCUUAGUUGCACGGUUGCUAAAGCGAAGUUUAGAGUACUCGGUAUGAGCAAUCUACUUCAACAUUUAAAGCUUCCAUUCAGGUACUUCUACACAGGGUUUAAGUACAGUAUUUUAUAUUAAUAUAGAACAGAGAGGUCUGGGGUUCUGCUAUUAGCCCAUGUCUAUUAUUCACUUUUAUAUAAAAUACCAAUGCAACAGUCUUAAAAAGGUAUUUUGCAUAUCAGAUUUCAUUGCAUUUGGAGAAGCACCUAGGAAGGUGCAAGCACAGAGAACCCCAGGGAGAAAAUAUCCUUCAGGAACAUGAUUCUGAGUUAGAGACAUUAGUGCAAUCCUAGACAUGCUCCCACAGAGUUUUUUCAUGACCAGAUGCAAUUUACUCUGCAAGCCCUACCCACAGUCCUUCUUUCCUUUUGUCUGCCCACCUAUUUAGACUGGCUCCUGCUGUAAAUAAUUGAUUGCAGCAUGACAUGACAGACACACUGAAGAGAGGGCAAAAACAGAGGCUUAUAGCAUAGGAAUGUAAACCAAAGUGAUUUUUCGAGACCCUAUCACAAAAUCUCAGUUUUCUUUUGCUGUAUCCCCAAAUUAGCUAUUUCAUAGUCAACUAUGACUUUAAAAAAUUCCUCUCCCACUCCUAUUUGGCAUCUCACAACAGUGGAAGUCAGGGAAGUGUCAAAACGAAUUAAAAUACGUCUGCUACAUGUUACUUGGCUACAUGGUGCUAUGAGCCUUACAUGAAGGAAAACGCUGUUCCUUGAAGAAUGCUUUUCUUCCCAUCAUGGCUUUCAAUAUUAAAGCACUCUGUUCAGAGCCUUUGUUUAUUUUAGCCCUGAGACCAAUUAUCCAGACCACAUAUUUGCCUACAUAACUCCACAUCUUUACCACCAUGUUCAUACACUGCAUUUUCCCCUGUAUAAAGUCCUCAUCUACCUUACAACUCCACCUUGUAUAAAGUACACCCUUCCCUAAGCUACAACACAUGCAAAACAUUGGUACCCACCACCUGCAGAUCCUCACUUCCUUUUAGAAUCCAGUUAAGAAUCUGGCAGCCUUGAUGAACUUGACAUUGUGUUCCAGCCUGAUAUUUGUCUUUAUUCAGAAUAAACAAUUCACAACUGGUAAAAUCAAAAUCCCUUCAGACAGUAAAAAUACCUUUGCAAUUCCUGCACUCAGGAUUUCUGCACUUCCUAGCCCUGUUUUGGUUCUCAGAUGAAGAUUUAAUUUCUCUUUGCAGACACUUUAAGACAACAGCAGGCAAGGAAGAAUAUAUUUAGGCUAAAGCACUGUAGUAAAAAUUUUGAAGUAUGAAGUUUUUAUUUGGAAACACUGCUUCGAGUCACUUCCUCCAAAACAGGCUAAACUGGAUCUUGGAAUAGCAUGCAUUUCAAUUUUCAGCCAGUCUGGCCAAUAGUUCCCCCAGCAAAACCUAUACUCAUAUUCAACUUUGGAGUAGAUAUUCUUGGUUACCGAAGAGGCUACCUGACCAUUUAUUUCAGUUCUGUACCGCUUUGUGGAACAUCCCAGACCAUUGCUACAAGACUAGUAAAGAAGUGAACACUGUACACUGAACUUUGGAUUGUUCCAACGGGCAGUGCAGGGAUCACACCACAGACAGCCACGUGGACUUUAUAUCUAACGAAGUGAUAUGUAAUCUAAAAAUUGUAUUCAUUUUCACAAGGCCCAUUAUGUGAUUUCUCUGAAGAAGCCACACAGGUUAACAAGGUUCCAUUUUAAACCAGCAGCUUUGGUUUCUUCAAGUAGGAAAUGCAAUCACCAAAUAUGCAAAGUGUACCAGAUGUUCUUUGCAUCUGUUGACUCCAUGCAGCCACUGGAAAUAAACCCCAGUUUUGUCUGAAGCUUAGAUAUUCACGGACGACAUUUGUUCAUCUGCAGACAAAAUUAUUAACAACUAGGUUAUUCCAUCACUUUGCCUACUUUUUCCACUCCAGCUCAAAGCAAAAACUCCACUGGUUGUUCGACAUUUUCCAUCUGAAUCCUGACAUGUGUUUGUUCGGUGUUGCAUCUUUCAUGAGGGAAUGAAAAAGCUACAAAUUAGACAAAGCCAUUUUGAGACGCAGCUUGAAAGCAGAAGCUUUCUAAUAACAUUUAUCACUGGGAAUUCAAGGUGACAUACUUUACUGCUCCAGAUUUACACAAAAGAUGUGGGUUAAUUUUAAGUUACAAUUUGCAUGAAAAGUAUGUGUUCUUAGGAGACCAAUCCACAAAGUCUGCAAGCUGAGAUAGAAACUGCUUAGAAACAGAGGUCUAACCUGACUCCUCAGGCAUAAGGCCAGAGGGCCUCACUCUCACUUAUUUCCAUUUUAACUCUCUAGGAAAAAAAAGUGCAAGAAUCAACUUAUGGGGUAGACAACAAGCACUGCAAAGAGAGCUUGUAGUUGAGCAGUUGAGAGAUUCCUGGAAGAUAGUUCCAUUCUUGAGAAGGACCUAGAUUCUACAUCUUGCGUUAGUGACAAAUGCUCUGGCCACUAGUUUAUCUCAUAAUAAGACAAGCAAUGCUGGCCAGGUGUUUUGAUUAAAUGAAAGUGAUGCUGCUGUCUACUGGAUUUAACAUCCAGAUGUCACUAACAAUGUCACUAUCACAUUCUAAUAUAUCUUGCUCUUAGCAUACCUGCUUGAUUAGGCCCCUCAAACCCAGGUGACUCAAUGAUCUCAGAGGUUUUUUCCAACCCAAUCGAUUCUGUGACUGGGACAUGAUUGGUUUAAACAGGAACUAGGAAUUUACAGAGACCUUUUAUUAAACACAGUUAUUCUAGUUUUAAGGAACAUAUUGAUGUUAUGAAAAAAGGAAAAAGAAAUUUAAAAAAAGAUAAGGAAAAUGCUGACAGACACAAGAAGCAGAAGCAGAGGAGGAGACGAGUACUGAUUUUCCUGCUCAAAAGCACUUUACUGGCCACUGCUCUCCAUGAACAUGGCCUGGAGGCUCAGAACAACCCCUCCAUCCUGUAUGGAAACAAUCUCUGACCAAUAGCAUGUAUACACCUUUUAGUUUUACUACGUCUGGUUGGAACUCCAUUUUAUCCAGAAAUGCUGUUUCUCUGAAAAGCUGAAUCCCAGGAGGAGAGACAUCUCAUUACAGACACCAAAGAGCUGACAAACAUCAAAAAUGCAGAGAAGACACACACCUUAGAGAAAGCAUUUCUUUCCCCCAGUCUUAUCCUCCAUACUUAUCUGUAAGCCCUCAGCCUGUUGUGUUCUUAAGAUAAGGUCACCCUUAGCAGAAUUGUCCAAAUACAACAUAUAUAAUGUCCCUCCUGCAACAUUUCACUCUAACCGUAUCCUCGUAAAGGAUGUAUGGAAAAGCACUGUUAUCAUGUGGUCAAUAGAGACACAAUGAAGUUCACAGCACUCAAUUCCAAAGGAAGUCUAACAGCACUGGAUUAUUUUUAUAGGAAGGAACAACUACUAUCUUAUCUAUUCCUCCUGGCAAACUUGGAAAAUCAGAAAUCUUCAUGACAACUUGAAAGACAAGAGUGGGAUGAGAAAUGAGCUGACAAUGACAAUGUACUGCAGCGAAGGGAAGUCGGGAAAUUGAUUUUUUUAAGAUCACGAAACAUUAAGUACCAAGAAGUGACGUGAACAGGUGCAUACACAGGAUUGCAUAUAAUCUUGCUUUGUCAUGCUCAAAGACAUAUAUUUUUCAUAAAUGCACAAAGUAUUUGCUAAGUUAAUCAAAACCUGUUUACAGCAUUACCUUGGUAUGCCAAUUUAAAUGCUAAAUAUUAAGACUUGCUGACAUAAAGUACUUUAAAUCUUACAAUGCCCUUCUAUUGACAAAUAUACAACCAGAAAUCUUGAUAAAAACAAACAUGAAAUUAAAUGUUGCAAUAAAUGAAAUAGUAGAUACUGUGUGUUGUUAUAAAGGUACAAAAUCAACACAGCAAACACAAAAGGUACUAAUCGUUAGACCCUAAGUCAUGAGAUGUGAUUACAGAUGGGAAAUCAUCCCAAAACAGCUUCUCUGAAAGCCUGGUUAUGUGAUAUUUUUAAUAGUUAACCACUAAUUGCCUACUUUAUUUCUUUCAAAGUUUGUGUGUGAUUAAGGAAAAGGCAAUUAAUUAAAAUUAAUAACCAAUCAAAGCAUUCUAGGACACUUACUCAUUUGAGCACAAGCAGAGGUGGCAUUUCAUACACCUAAAUGAGGUGUUGAAACAAAGGGCAUCUUUGCAGGACAGAGCGGCAUUUCAGAAAAGAACUUGCAAGUAAAGUUUUAAAUUAAGAGUACAGUGUAAACAAAGUGGGUUUGGGAGGCACAGACAGGUAAAUGUGCAAUGUAACCUUCUCUUGCUCUUAGCUAAAAAGCCUUAGACAUACCAAAGACUAAGAGAAUACUGAUGAGAUAAACUGUGUAAGGCUUAAAGAAGACAACAUGAGAAGAGCUAAAAAAAUCUGAAAAACAUUUUGAUUAAAUGUUCAAGAAGGUGAAGUUUUCAGUCAUGGCUGUUUGAAAGGAUGACUUCAACAGUCUAUCAACAUCUAAAAAUACGUUAACUGUAUGUAUGUAAAGGGCUCUUCAAUGAAACAGGCGGAAGUAUAACAGGAUUCACUGGAUGUGACUUAAAACCAUGAGAGUUUUGAGUGAAGUCAGAAGUUUGGUGGGAACUUUAAUGGAAUCUCAACUGUUGGACAAAAAUCUAGACUAAUGACAACUUUGUGCAUUUUUUAACUUUCUGCUGUAAGUAGAAAAAUGAGAAACACCUUUGAAUCCAAACUACACUGAAGGAGAAAAACCAGACCUUAUUUUCAUGGCAUCAGAAGCCACCUGAGACAGCCACAUUAUUCAACAUUAACCCAGCACUCCAGAUAUACUUAAAAUUGACAGUGAGCCCUCAGCCAAUGCUUUCUGCUGUCUUCAAAGCUGACGCUCUAUUUCACAUCAGUACCUCAACAAAAUACCAAAGGCUCACGGUCAAAGCCUGAAAUAUCAGCAAAGCCAGUGCCCUCAGCUCUUUCUUCUGUUAAAAUCUGGUCAUGCUUUGUUGGUACGCUUUGCAUUUCCCUUGCCACACUCCAGCAAUGAGACAUAAAAUUACCCUGAGAAUUACUGUGGACAUCUGCCUACUCUGACUGAAGCCUUUCUGAAAAGGUCUCAACCAGCUAUAGGAGACUUUUCCACCUGACUCUUCUCAGAUCUUUUGAGGCCUGCAAACCACCUUCUAGCACUUUCCUUUUCAGCCACAAAACAG
Messenger RNA from Pseudopipra pipra, 18884 nucleotides. RefSeq names its product La ribonucleoprotein 1B (gene LARP1B). Gene Ontology annotation, molecular function: RNA cap binding. NCBI's taxonomy places the organism in Eukaryota, Metazoa, Chordata, Aves, Passeriformes, Pipridae. The transcript is spliced from 20 exons. Gene Ontology annotation, biological process: mRNA stabilization; positive regulation of translation. Bases 293 to 3337 code for a protein of 1014 amino acids. Gene Ontology annotation, cellular component: cytosol; cytoplasmic stress granule. The record is from RefSeq and is a predicted model, not a curated record.